Ictalurus punctatus (channel catfish) is the source of this 5938-nucleotide messenger RNA. RefSeq names its product MyoD family inhibitor (gene mdfi). The record is from RefSeq and is a predicted model, not a curated record. Lineage: Eukaryota; Metazoa; Chordata; Actinopteri; Siluriformes; Ictaluridae. The transcript is spliced from 5 exons. The coding region runs from base 2333 to 3055 and encodes 240 amino acids.
CAUUAGUGAGGAGUUGUUAGGAGACAAAGCAACUCUGCCUCAAAAAGGGGGAUAGGGAGGGUUUGGAAGGACUGGAAGAAUUUCAAAGUGUCCCUGUAAAGCCACAUGGCUCCUCUUCCUCUAAUACCAGACCUCAUACCUGCCUACUCUAAGCUCCUAAAAGACUGACUGUGCUCUCACAGGUCUCUAGAGAGUAAAUAAGGGAGCACUCCCUGCAGGUAUAAAGUCAACGAGAGAAAAACUUGACAGAGGAGAUGUUAAGGUUAGCCAAAGUCUCUCAAACUUAACUUUUUUCAAGAUCUUAGCCAAAUAACUAUACUGCUAUUCCUUCUUAAGACAUACGCCACACUUAAAUUUCAAUUUAAAGGGACAUCUAUCAAUAUAUUUGCUACAUGUGUUUGCUUGCAUUUUCUGUCAUUUGCGGUGAUCUCUACCACCCAGAAGUGACAUUGACUUCCAGACACAGAUGGCUAUGGUAUUGCUGAGAUUCAAACUCAUUAUUUCCGGAUGAUACAGCAAAUACUUUUCUGUUGUGCCACUGUGAAGUUGUCACCCUAUAGUCAUGUGAGGUCGAGUCCUGUCAAUGCCAAGGGAGCAAAAUUGGCUGUGCUGUCUGGGUGGGAGUGAUGUAAUACUCUCUCCCCUGGUAAUCACAGCAACACUAGCCAAUUGUGGGCAUCUGUGAGGUCAUGUAUGUGGAAGAUGGUAUACAGCACUUUUCUCUGAGUGUGUUAUGUUGCCAUGUGAUGCAGCAUGAGCAGCAGUUGUGGUUGGUUGGCUUCAUGUGCCUCAGAGGAAGCAUGUGUUAGUCUUCACCUUCCUCGGUUGGAAGCUGUUGUAAUAUUAUUAAGGAGAGUGAGUGGGAGUUUACAUUUGACCAAAUUGAGGAGAUAAAUGGGGAAAAACUAAACAAAAUAAAAAUAAACGGUUGAUUGACCACUCACAGAAAUUCCUUUGACAGGGUUGGUCAGGCUGAAGUGGAUCCAGAGCCUAUCCUAAGAACACUGGGCAUGAGGCAAGAAUAAACCCUGGAGGUUGAGGAUUGAACCAUUUGAACCAGAAAUUUUGCAUGUAAGGGCAAAGGCAAAAUUCUUGAAAGUCACCCUGUUGGCUAGGUAGUGUGGGCAUGUAUUUCUGGGUGUAAAUCCCUUGCAGAGCAGUUGGAACAUUAAAUCAAGUUUUUAUUUUUAUUUGGUCUAAAAAUAAGUGGAAUUAGUUUUCAUUUUUAUACUCCAUCUUGCAAAAGGAUACUUUGAUUUGUUUCACUUAGGGUUCUAUGUAUUGCCCUACAACAGCUGGUUUCCCUGUCUGAUAGGAUAGUCUCCUGAGUAGAACAAUGAGAUUAAGUACCUUCAGCUUUCCUAAGAACUCUUGAGGAACCCUGAUCUAAUUCUUUGGUGGUUUCUUUUUCAACAAGUAGUUAUACAAGUAGUUACAAAUCUGAAUUCUAUCCAAGAAACAAAAGUAUAAAUGCCAAUCAUACUUGUAUCCUGGUUCUUUAGAAUGAUCCAUUUAUAUGGGUAUAUACAUACUGUGUCAGGUCCAGUUCUUUUCCAGUUCUUUUUUUUAAUCCUCUACCAAAGACAGAGUGUUAAAAUACUAAACCUUGACUGUAGUAUACGUCUCUAUAUUGUUGGCUUCUUGAACCCUGCAAUUCAGCGUAAGUGGUACCCAUUAUAUCUUAAAGUGGGAUAUGCUAGUUGCUACUUUAUAGUUUCCAAACAGCAAUCUAAGAUACUAGCCUGUUCCUGUUAUUGUGGGGGAAAAUAUAAUAAAACUCAGCGAGCCUCGUACGGCUAAACAAGUGGUCACACUUGCCAGGUCUUUAUGACCAACAGCCAUAACAGUAUAUUUUUUCAUACAAUUUUUUUUAUUAGGAAACGUAUGAGUUGUGUUUACAAGAUGAGUAAAAAUUCCAUAUGUUUCUCACCUCAGGGGUUCAUACAUGUAGCAUGCACAUGAUGCAUCCUAAAACCAUGGCUUCAGUCUGAUUCUAAUUAACUCUGUCUCACACAUGUCUUGGAAAGGUAGAUAUGGGGGCAAGAGUAUAAGAUGUUCUCCUGUCACUUUUGUUCACUCAUUGCAGAAGCAACAGAUUGGUAUCCUGACCUGAGUUGGAGUAGUAAUUUUUCAGGGUCGCAGCGGAGCCUGGAGCUUAUACCAGGAAACCCUGGCCAAAAGGCGGGGGACCAACCCAUCGCAGGAUACUCAUCACGUACACAUUCACACACCACUGAUAAUUUUGUAAUGCCGAUCAGCCUACAGCACAUGUCUUUGGACUGGAGGAGGAAACCGGAGUAUCUGGAGGAAAUCCCCAAAGCAUGGGGAGAACAUGCAAACUCCACGCACUCAGGACAGAGGCGAGAUUUGGCCUGGAGGCGGGGAUGGAAGCAGCGAGCACGCCGAGCAGGAGCCACGCAUGGAGGAAACAACAAACAUGGACAAUUUCGACAACAACAACAGUGUAUCACAGCUGGAUUUCAGCAACACGCCCAGCAAAAGCAUCACAUGUCAACCUCAGGCCAGGUCAUCGCCCUUGCCGAAGUCAUUAACCAGCCCCUCGGAGUCUGCAGUGCUUCUGAAAAAUGGCAAGUCUCUGAAACCCCAGGUGCACAGCAGUAGCGUCAAGAAUGGAGCAGCACUCUUGCGGGCGGCAUCGUCCACAUCCUCGUCUUCAUCUGCACAUCAUAACAACCCCAAGAAGUUGCAAUCGAACCCAUCGAUCAACAGCCAGAGCAGCAAGAGGAGUAAAGGGAGCUCCAAGUCCAACAGCUCACAGAUCCCUACAGAGGCCCAGGAUGACUGCUGUGUGCACUGCAUCCUGGCCUGCCUGUUCUGCGAGUUCCUAAUGCUGUGCAACAUCGUGCUGGACUGUGCAACCUGCGGCUCAUGCUCCUCUGAUGACUCGUGCUUCUGCUGCUGCUGCGGAUCGGAAGAAUGCGGUGACUGCGAGCUUCCUUGCGACAUGGACUGCGGCAUCAUCGACGCCUGCUGCGAGUCGGCCGACUGCCUCGAGAUCUGCAUGGAGUGCUGCGGCCUCUGCUUCUCAUCCUGAGCCUCAUGUAGGGGGCACUGCAAUGUUAGCUCGAAACUUCUAGAGAGAAGUUCUAGGUGAGAAAUGUGAUCGGAGAACUCCAUACUGGGCUUCAAGGCUGGUUUGCCAAUGAGAAGCAUGAGAAACGCUGCGACUGAGGUCCAGUUGUGUUUUCCCGAGUUUGGCAAUUGGGUUCCAGUUUAUUGUGCUUAAAGUCAGAGACUCUUAGAAUUGUCCUCAGAUUUUGCAAGAAUUCUGGGACAUUCUCUGUUUUCUGCAGUCUGCACUUAGACUCUUCCUCCAGAUCCAGCUUCCAACUUGAUUGGAAGAGAAAUCUUUAAGACAUUGAACCUUGCUCACAGUAGGAGAUGUUGUAGGCUAAACAGGACAUUUUCACUCCUUUUUCUUCAAAUUCCAGUCCUUUUCAACUCACAUUUCUUUUCAACUUCACAUUUAUUCAAAGAACGAAUCUCACCACUGUUGCGUAAUUUUUUGAUGCACCAAAUCCCGAUGCAUCCAUGUGAAAAUUCAUAUUGUAGGUAACAAAAUCAUGGGGGAAGUUUUUUUGACUAUACACAGUGCAACAUGAACAGUGUCUUUUAAAAUCUUCUAAGGAUUGAUUUUGAAUUUUUUUUUUCCAGGGGAUCUGCACAUUAUUAUUAGUUUUAUAAUUUUUUUUUUUUUUUUUACCUUGAACAGUCCCACUUCACAUUCCAAAAAAAAUCAUGCUUGAAAGAGAAGUCACUGAUUUUAUUUUUAUUUUUAAUAUGACGUCAUCUUUUUGAAGCAGCUUCAAUUUAUAUUCUGCACAGUUACUGUAGUACUUUGCUGUCCAUCAGCUGUGAGCACAGGACUGAAACGGACGUGAGCUGGAGAAAGGGCUGCGUUUAUUUAAAUUUUUCAUGCAAUGUAUUUACUCAUGUGAACAAAAGUAACAAGAGAUGUGUUACUCUAUUUAACCCGUCCUGUGAUUUUUUUUUUGUUUGUUUUUUCCUUUUCUUUCUGUCUGUGAUUGAGUUUAUCGAACAUUAAUUCCUCUGAUUUCUAAUUGUUCUGUAAUGCUGGAGGCUUGUUAAAGCCCUGUUCAAAAUGCCAAAAAAGCUGUGCAAGGAUUAAGUACACAUGGUUUUUUGUGUUUUGUUUUAUUUUGUUUUUAAGUAGAAGUAGUGAUGCACUGAAAUUUUGGCCACUGAUUAUUUGGAGGCAAGAAAUUAACAAAAAUAUGACUUUUAACUUUAACUUUUACUUUACUGAUUUUAAUUAUGUUUUGAUUGAAAGAGAAACGAUUAACUCCAAUAAUUUACAUUGUGCAACAACAACAAAAAACCUAAUUAAUAAUCAUUUUAAAGGGGUCAUAUUUUGCUUUUUUAACGUUUUUAAAAGUUCAUAAUUUUGUUUAUUGGCUGUAAUUGAAUAGGUUAACAUGCUUUAAUGUUAAAAAAAUAAAUAAAUAAAAAUAUUUGUCACAUAAUGUACAUUACUGCAGUACCUCUAUUUCCAAGCUGCCUGAAAUGCUCCGAUUGAGUUACGGUUUCUCCAAAGCCCCUCCUUCCGAAAAGCCCAGAGUGCUCUGAAUGGCCAGCUGACCCUUUGUGUUGUGAUUGGCCAAUGUGUCAAGCAUGUGUCGUUACAAAAAUGUAACGCCCCUUGGGUUAGCUUCGGCUUCCAAGGGUUCUAAAGUAAUUAUAAACUCCUGAGCAACAUGACGUCGGUUUUACUGCAUCAGUUCGAGCCCGAGUCAGAUUCACAAUAUGUGAAUGAUCAAGUGAAUCCAAAGUUGCAUGCACGACUUGAGCAGAAUGUUUCACAGUGGUUCUUAUUUUGUAACUCUCUUACCUUUCAGAUGUAAUGUAAAUUCCACUGGCAUGCUGUCUCAUUGUUAAGUGCAAAAGUAUGCUACUGUUAUAAAUAAAGAGUAACCAAGGAUUCGUAAUUUUGUCCGUUUUUGGAAGUCCAAACACACCGGUUUUGCUUUUGCACCAAAACACACAGCAUCUCCCCGACAUGUCACCAAACAAUUCACUGAUGCCUCGCCUUUGUUCUUCGUGGUUGACUUUGGGCGGUAUUAUGCUAAUAUUUCAAAUAGUGAAGUAGACGUUUGCGGAAGUAAUAUCUGGACUUCGAACGAAGUGUUUUGGCAGGUCUGGAGCAGUGUUCCAUGUUAGAUAGUAUAAAUCCCUUUGGGGGAGAAUAUGAGCUUUUUAACUUUGCAGAUCUUAUGCAUGCACAGACAGAUACAUUACACACUAGAGGAGAAGGAAAUCAUUAAAAAGCAUAAUGUGACUCCUUUAAAUAAUUUUUGAGUUCAGGCUUUUGUCCAAAGUGCCCCAAAUUUCCGUUUCGGCCAAUAAAUUUAAUAUCGGUGCAUCACUAUGCCAGCAUGCUUGACUUGUUCUGUCAUUUGCUCAUUUAUAAUUUGGUUAUGACCUUUAUUAACUUUUUCAGUAUCAGUCUUGUUUGAUCAUGAAAAUGCUCUAAUUGGCUGUUAUCAGUUAACAUGCAUUAGUUUAUUGAUUAUUGACGAUUGACAACUGAUUUGAAGGUUGGUUAUUUGUUUUUAUAGAUUCUCUCAUGACUCAAACAUUUUUCAGCUUUUUAGUUUUAACAUGAGGUGUGAAAUGAUAUUCAUUUAAAUUUAAGUCAGAGCAUAUGUUAAUAAUUAUAAUUGUGAGAAGCCCAUUAUUAUUAUUAUUUUAUUUUAUUUCAUUUCAUUUAACUAGAGGUCAAGAACAGAAAAUUAUCAAAUCAUGUUGUAGUUAGUAGUCAAUAAUGUUUACAUCUCGUGGACAAAAAAGGAACUGGAUAUAAAAGAUAUAGAAAAUAAACUUAAAACUUGACAGAGAGUAGAUAUUCAUCAUAUACACUAUGGAAUAAAAGAGCAGUGUUGAAACUGUUGUGUUUGUA